Messenger RNA from Effrenium voratum, 387 nucleotides. Lineage: Eukaryota; Dinophyceae; Suessiales; Symbiodiniaceae. The record is from the annotation of a GenBank genome assembly.
AUGUUUCCACCUAAGAUGCAGCAAUGGCGCCUGAGCAUGCUGACCAUUGAGCGGAACAUGCGCGCAUCCCUCGGAACGGACGAGAACGUGGACAUCGAUCAUGCGGUGGUCUUGGUGGCCUACGGUGGGGAUGGCGACAACAAGUACUGGACCAUCAAGAAUUCCUGGGGCCCGACUUGGGGGGAGAAGGGCUACAUCCGCCUGAAGCGCCAUGACGAUGAGGGGAAACACUGCGGCUGGGACAAGACCCCUUCCCAUGGCAGCCUUUGCGCAGACGAGGAGGACAAGCCCGAGUGGGUCUGCGGCACCUGCGGCGUUUUGUUCGACACCUCCCACCCCGUGGGCAGCAAGGUGAUCGGCGCCUCCGAGGGAGAUGUCGACCGCUGA